Messenger RNA from Aspergillus versicolor CBS 583.65, 1179 nucleotides. Its product is annotated as glycoside hydrolase 5 family protein. Gene Ontology annotation, molecular function: hydrolase activity, hydrolyzing O-glycosyl compounds. The record is from RefSeq and is a predicted model, not a curated record. Lineage: Eukaryota; Fungi; Ascomycota; Eurotiomycetes; Eurotiales; Aspergillaceae. The transcript has 3 exons. The coding region runs from base 1 to 1179 and encodes 392 amino acids.
AUGAAAUUCUCCAACACUCUUUUCACCGCCGCCAGCCUGGCGCUGGCCAACGCCCUCCCCCAAGCAUCCACCUCGACCCCGUCUUCCUCCGCAACGGCAUCACCAUCGCCAUCCGCAACCCCAGGCGCCUCCUCCUUCGCGACAACAUCCGGCCUGGAGUUUGUCAUCGAUGGCGAAACCGGCUACUUCCCCGGCUCCAACAGCUACUGGAUCGGCUUCCUGACCAACAAUGCCGAUGUGGAUACCGUCUUCGACCACAUGGCCGAGUCAGGCCUACGCAUUCUCCGCGUCUGGGGCUUCAACGACGUAAACACCGUCCCCGGCGAGGGAACAGUGUACUACCAGCUCCACCAGGACGGACAGUCCACGAUCAACACGGGCGCCGAUGGCCUGGAGAGACUCGACUAUGUCGUCCAGAGUGCAGAGGAGCGAGGAAUCAAGCUGAUCAUCAACUUUGUGAACUACUGGGACGACUAUGGCGGCAUGAACGCCUAUGUGCAGGCUUAUGGUGGAUCCGACAAUGCGGACUUCUAUGCUAGUGAGGAGAUGCAGACUGCGUACAAGGCUUAUAUCAAGGCUGUUGUGGAGCGCUAUGUCGACUCGCCUGCGGUGUUUGCGUGGGAGCUUGCGAAUGAGCCGAGAUGCCAGGGGUGUGAGACCUCUGUUCUGCAUCAAUGGAUCGAGACCACGAGUGCGUAUAUUAAGAGUCUUGAUUCGGAGCAUAUGGUUUGCAUCGGUGAUGAGGGCUUCGGCCUCGAGACUGGUUCCGAUGGAAGCUAUCCGUUUGGAUAUUCCGAGGGAUCCGACUUUGCGCAGGCCCUUACUAUCGCUACUAUUGACUUUGGGACAUUCCAUCUGUACCCGGAUAGCUGGGGCACGAACAACGACUGGGGCAACCUCUGGGUGACCUCUCACGGCGCAGCCUGCGAAGCCGCAGGAAAGCCAUGCCUCUUUGAAGAAUACGGCGUGACAUCGGACCACUGCGCCAUCGAGAAGCCGUGGCAGACGACAGCGCUGAACACGACGGGCGUGUCGGGCGACUUGUACUGGCAGUAUGGCGAUACUCUAAACACGGGGCAGUCGCCAGAUGACGGGAACACGUUUUACUAUGGAAGCGAGGAGUUUGAGUGUUUGGUGACGGAGCAUAUCGAGGCGAUCAAAGCCAGUGGCAGGGGAUGA